This is a messenger RNA of Bombina bombina (fire-bellied toad), 1819 nucleotides long. RefSeq lists its product as uncharacterized. The transcript has 4 exons. The record is from RefSeq and is a predicted model, not a curated record. The coding region runs from base 1 to 1593 and encodes 530 amino acids. NCBI's taxonomy places the organism in Eukaryota, Metazoa, Chordata, Amphibia, Anura, Bombinatoridae.
AUGGGUCCCCUACCUCCCCCACAGCAUUCUGCGGAAGUAGAUCAGUUCUGGCUCUACCAGAGUCUGGAGGAGACCACCGCGAACCUGCGAGACCUCCAUGUAAUGAGACAAGAAGCAGAGAAGCGCGUGAGAGAGGCUCUGCAAUCAGAACCGCGGUUACAGGUGGCGGAACUGGGCUUAAAGGGAACCGACACACAUAACCUGAAGAAAGCAGAGGUGGUCCGGUGUAGAAGAUCUCAGUCAUCUGAGACCCCAGACAAGGGGGCACCACAAGCUAAAGUUCUACCAGAACAGAUAAGUAAAGCUAGACCUGGAAGAACCCGCUUAACCCAGGUCCAGUACUUGAGAAACCUCCUGGGACAGGAUCCCAAUGACUUGGACAUAUCAGGUAAAUUCCCUCCUGAGCGGAUCCUCGAGAAGUGGGUUACAAAUGACUUUGUGAUGUCACAACAUAAGCAGGACGCGGAGUCCAUAAAACAUCACCCCACGGAACCAGCACCGCGCCAGGAAGUCAAGCAACGAAGAAUUAAACCGGAUCAGGACCGUGUUAGAUACCGGAUGGCUGAUCUCACAGAGGAAAAUGCGAACCAUGAAGUCAGAUAUAGGAAAACUCCACCUGAGGAGCUGGAGAGAGCCAGGUACUUCAACGCAGAACCAGAGGAGCAGAACCACAACCCAUUGUUUGGGAGAGAGAUCCCACUCCCCACCCCGCACUAUGACCAUCCCAGCCUGAAUAGGAUUGGCUCUGGCUCUUGGGUUCCUCGUCUCCGAUUAGGAAGUUCAGGUGUCACCAGUGAUCUGCUGUUCACAAGACGGAUGAGUGGGAAGUGUCUGUCUACACCAAGCUCAGGAUUUUAUGAGGCAAGUGACCUAGAUUCUGCCUCCUCAUGCUCAUCCCUUUGUAGUGACAUUUCCAGCACCACAACCUAUUCUCUGAUGUCACCACAACGCAGCACUGCGCUACGGCCCAGAUCAAUAGAUUGCACAACGGAUCGCAGGAGGGAGCUCCAGAGCACUAGAGGAGGAACACAGAGACCUAUGUCUGCAGGGGCCUUGGACUCCUCACUUCUGUCUAUUUAUCCCACCCAAAAUGAUAGUUUUACACACAAAGAAGACACAAGUCAACUUGAGUUCCUUCCGGCGCCUCCCCCACUUUCUGUAAUUCACCAACGCUGGAAGACUGAGCGCUACAUCUGCAAGCUGGCCUUGCAUUAUCGUUGUCGGCCUGGAACAUCUUCAUUACCACCAGAUCUUGGGCCUCCACUCCAUAAGAGCAUACAAAUUCUGUCGCUCCAUUCAGAGUCUCCACACAUUGGUCUUCCUUCUCCUCAAUGUUUUUCUUCCUCCACCAGCGUUUGUGAUCUACGAAAGAUGCCCAAAGGGUAUGGAGGUUCCUGGGGUCGGUUUAUAAGCAGAGUGUUGCGUAGAGACUCAAGGACGGCAGCGUCUGAGAUGCACUUAGAGCAAUGUGGCCGGGAACCAUAUGAUGACCCUCAGAAGCCACAACCCAUUGAGGGCCAGCUUUCCAGGGCCAAAUCCUUCAGAGACCUCCUUUCAGCAAAACGGUUUAAAGCUUGGCAAUUCCAUUCUUAGAGCACCUACAAGGAUACGUAACUGACGCCUCAGCCUUACACAAGCUAGGUGUAUAGCCGAGACCAAUUAAUAAGUAUUUGUAGACACCUAUCUGGUUAAUACAAUAUAUGUUUUUAAGCUUCUGUAGUAUUACCCUGUCCGUAACUAUGCAAUAUGUAUAUAUUUAUAGAGUGUAUAUAAAUGCAAUUUAAAUGUUAUAAUUAAAUAACAAAUUACUGAAUAUUAA